UGGAUAGAAUGGGGAAACUACAGUACUUACCUAUUCACCGAUAAAGCUGUCGACAUCAUCAAUAAACAUAACACUACCRAUCCMUUGUUCCURUACCUCCCCUACCAAGCAGUYCACAGCGCCAAUACUAUACAGCCUCUWCAAGCACCAGACAAAGUUGUUGAAAAAUUYGGAUCAAUUGAGAACUGGCACAGAAGAAUUUUUGCUGGGAUGGUGUCUGCACUAGACACCUCAAUAAAAAGGGUAGUUGACRCCCUUAAAGCAAAGAAUAUCUACAACAAUACGAUAAUAAUCUUCUCUACUGAUAACGGUGGACCAUCAAAUGGCUUUGACAUGAACUAUGCCAGUAACUUUCCAUUGAGAGGCGUCAAGGCAACAUUGUGGGAAGGGGGAGUAAGAGGAGCAGGAUUCGUUCACAGUCCUCUAUUUGACUUAUCCACCGACCCGUGUGAAUAUGUAAAUCUGGCUGCGAAUGAGACGAAGAUAGUAAGCAAUAUGUUGUCAUGGCUGGAGRAGUACAARAAAGGAAUGGUACCCCCUAGGAACACKCCUUUUGAUCAUAAUGCUAGUCCYAGGAAACACGGUGGUGUCUGGGUGCCAUGGAAAUAGAAAUGCAAUUAUUACAAGCACUGUGUCAGGGUUUAUAAUAAACGCUCUAGGUAGUUCAGAUCCAAUAGAAAGUUAGUCACYAGUGCGGGCUACAAUCAGSGAUUUCCAUUCAGCUCUGGAUAUAACGAACUGCGCAAAAUAAAAAAAGUUAAUUACUUAUUCAUGUAGUAGUUUAACAUAAAUGUGUCGUUUGUAAUGUAAUAUGAAUGUAAAACAUUAAAACGUUUUUGUUUUUUUUUU
Exaiptasia diaphana is the source of this 849-nucleotide messenger RNA. Its product is annotated as arylsulfatase J. The transcript has 4 exons. The annotation marks the transcript as partial. The record is from RefSeq and is a predicted model, not a curated record. Lineage: Eukaryota; Metazoa; Cnidaria; Anthozoa; Actiniaria; Aiptasiidae.